CAAAAAUAGUUUAUUAUCGAUACGGUAUAAAAUACAAAUGAUAUAAUAUGUAAAUAGAAAAACGAAAGAUAUGUGAGAAUUAAUCUUACUAUAUGCUUCAGAAUACAAACGAUAACCAAUGGAGACCGAUGUCCAUUUCAAACCCAUCGACGAGACUACGCCUUGCCCGCAACAUGCCCCAAUGGGUGAAUAAAAGUGGUUCCAGUGGUGUUCCGCCACCUCCUGUACCUCGUGAAGAGUCUUCAAAAGCAAAACAUCAAACACAGGAACCCGAUUAUGAAGUAAUUGAAUUUGGGCAAUAUUCAAAUGCACCGUUACUACAAAAUAAACAUGAGCAAGGAAAACCCAGACCAGAAAAAAAUUGCCAACUAUGCGGAUCGUCUUCGCCAACAGUUAGCGUACGCUGUGAACAAUGCAAACAAAUUUUUUGUUUGUCAUGCGACGAUAUGUAUCAUAGACAUCCAAAGAGACAGACUCAUAUACGAAGGAGAAUAGAAGAUAAAGGAUUCCAGCCCAUAAGACCACCCCUGCCCCCCAAAGGAGAAAACCCCCAUGUUCCCGUGCCUCCGCCGCGUCGCCAUCGCAGAGCUGGAUCAGUCGGGCCAUCCCCAUGUCCAUCACCUACGCCAAUGAAACAGCAUGGUGCGUCCUCAUUCACAAUGCCUAGAAAGGACAACUCGUUCAGCCUUAAAGAGAAAAUGAGUAGUUUAAGAAGAGGACUUACUUUAGGUAAUAGACCUUUGCCCCCUACGCCUCCUAGUGGCAGCAGUGGCGUGCCUAGUUAUCCGACGUCAAGAUCGAACUCACAAGUGUCUCAUGAUGACUUUUCUCAAUUCCAACCCCCUAGUCCUAGUCCGUCGCUACAGCAGAGAUACCGGCAGCACCAAUUGGCAAUGAGAGGAACUACACCAAAUCUACCAUCAACUGUAGCGGAAUUUGACCAGCCGUCAAGCCUUGAUUCUGGCUAUCCAGAUUGGGAAAAAGAUCAAUGGCCAAUGCGCAAUCGCACAGGAAGCGUUUCUGGAUCAGAAACUGGAAGCCGGUUGGUUCGAAAGCUCAGUAAUACCUCCUGUCCACCACCAAAUCGUGGUGUACCUCACAGCACUUCCGUUUUCGAUUUAAACAAUGCACCCGUCCACCAUCAUCAUCAUGGGUUCAUCCCUAUGCAACAAGCUCAUUCCAUGGCACAACUGAACUACCCCGGAAUACCAUGCUGUCAAAAUGCUUGGAUGGAGCAACAGCAGUUGUGUUGUGAUCCCGCGCAUAACAGUACUAUGAGUCUUAAUAUGGCAGCAGCGGGUUAUCCAAGAAAUCCGAUGUGGAUGGGCACAUGGCACGGACCACCACCUGGAAUGUAUCCUUAUGGUCUUCCUCCCCCACAUGCCAGAUCGUGUUCACAUUCCCGUCCCGCUUCUCCAACCCACAGCGUGAAAUCCAGAAAAUCGAACAUGAGCAAAAAGUCCCGCAGAAAAUAUCGCGAUGAAACAUCAGAAGAGUCGGAUAUUGAAGAUCGACGAUCUGUUUUUAGUCAUUCUGAUAAUAGGAGCGAACGACGGUCUCUGGGACGAUAUUAUGUCCGGGAGAGACCCUUAAGAGACACCGUUUCCAUGCCCAAGGAAACCCUACGCAAAAAUUCAAGUAGCAAAGCCAGCGACAGACUCGAACGUACCUCAGUAGGUAGAAGUAGAGUGAGCGUACAAGAAUCAUCCAGCGAAGAAAGCGACGAUGAACAAUCGGACAGUCCCAAAGAUCCUCUGGAGCUCGACGAAGAAGAUGAAGUUUCUGAGGUGGAUACCGUUUCGCAACUGCCCACUUCAUCAUGGUCCUGUGAGCAUUGUACUUUUGUAAACGAACCAGGAACGCGCGUGUGCCUCGUGUGCUGCAAAACGCCUACCAGCAAGGUCAAAAUUGUAAAGAAUCCUUCCCCUCAAAGCCCCGUUUCCAAAAAACCUCCAGUAGGUCGGACCAUGGCCAGUCUUCAACCCAAACAAAAAGAGUCGAAAGAUAAGGAACGGGUAGGGCAAAACGUGAGCUCAGAUGAUUACAGUCGAGAUCACAGCGAGACCGAAUCGGCCCAGAACAAACUGGAAAAGCUAAACGUCAGCAGCUCGGGGGAAGAGAAAAAAAGUCCAGAACCCAAACCAAAAGGGGAGCUGGGAGCUGAUAUUACAGAAAAUAAUUCACUUUCUCGUGAUAAUCAUGAAAUAGAGGAAGUCGUCAAAAACAAUUCAAAAACGUCUACAGCUUGCGGGACUCCUCCGUCUCCUAAAGAAAUUUCAGAACAAUUUCAAGAUAACGUGCAGGAAAAAAAAAUGAGUACUACUAGUACUGGAACUUCGCCGCCGCCUCAAAAUAUGUCAACACAGACAUAUGAUGAACUGCCAUUUGUCGAGACACCAAAUUCCUUGUCAAAAAGUCCAAGAUCACCAAGAUCUAGAUCUGUUAGCCGUGGAAGCAAGAAAAGGGAACUAAAAAGAUCACAUUCCCUGCACACGAAUUCUUCGAAAAGAGAAUCCGACUGGUCGUUACAUAGAUCAUCCAGUCGUCAAAGCUUUACUACAGACUCCCAGAGCUUGCCAGGCAGCAGAGAACCCAGUCCUUUACCGUUCGACUACGAAGAAGCCUACUUCGAUAAUAAGCCCAAUAAUUACAGACAGCGGAAGUCCGGUAAUCCGAAGAUAUAUAGCAGCUUCAUGGAUUUAAGAAAGCCAGAAAUGUACCACCGAAGACCUAGUCAUCAAGACUACGGAUAUUACAGGCAGGUGGAUGGUUUGGAGCCUCUAAGUCACCAUCACAGAAGCGAAUCACUGCGUCCAGACUACUUUGACAACAGUUUUGAACGAAGAGAUUCGUAUAAAAACCAGGGCAUGGAACUAGUAAAGUUACUGAGAGAAGCUGAGCAAUUCAAGUUCACAGCUGAUGAAGUUCAGGCAGCUUUGCUUCAUUGCAAAGAUAUGAACCCAAUAGAUUGGUUAAAGGAACACUGGGAUGCAACUAUCGCUAGCGUUCAAACCCUGGCUACCCAAAUGGGUAGAGAAGGACCAAUGAAUAUUGUUGGCACCGUGUCAGAGAAAGAAGCUAGAGACGCUCUUAGACUUCAUAAGGGUGACCUAUGGCCAGCCGUUCAAGAAUGUGUCGAUCAAAGACAAAGAAAAUACGCAGAACUGGCUAGCCGUGGCGACUAUUCUAGAGAGGAUAUCGUGACGGUACUUACAACAAAUCAUGGUGAUUUAGAGGCUGCAUACAGCGAACUAAAUAGGACUCAAAUAAAACCAUUCCUAAUGAGGAUUUGGGGACCGCCUACCGGUGUGGAAAACGAGGCAGGUAACGAGGGGGCUACGCUGCAAAGGUUCAGGGGGGAAGAUGUGUUAAGUGACGAGGAAAAACAAUUGAAAAUAGAAGCAGAAGCGGUAAGUGACGCAUCAAUUAAAUCUAGCAAUAACUCGGAAAAGUCUUCCCCUCGAAACGUGCAUCACACCACCUCGUCCCCCCAGGAUUUAAAAAAAGCCCGACAAACCAAUAACCGUUUAGAUGACGUAGAAGAUUUAAGUAGAAGUAGAAAUAGCAACCUUGACGAUUUAGAUGCUUUAGAAACGGAGAUUUUAAAAAAAAUUCAAGAUAUUAACAACCUAAACGAUGAACUAAACGCUAAAGAACCGCUAACCCUAAACCGAUCGCCGACGAACACUAAUCAAGCUAAACCUUUGCAAAACUCUUCGAAUAUAACGAAAUCAAACCUUGAAAAUGUAACCGCCCUUAAAGAUGAUCCGGUGACUCCGGUAAUAGUAGAGCCUCAAACACCCCAAACUCCAAAAAUAUACGUUGAGAAAAGUAGCACCGUCAUUCAAGUAGUGGAUUCAGUAAAUUUUGAUUUUGGAAACAUACAGAAAAAUGAAGGUCCCGAAUCUAGUUCUUCUAGUUCUAACGAAGAAAACUUAGGAGAUGAACAGUUUGCAGAUGCCAUAGAAGAUCUUAACAACGAGCUAAUAAAUUUGAACAAUAAUAAAAAUAAUGCAAAUGAAGAUAAAACAUCAAACAAAGAUGAACGCGAAGAAAAAGGAAUCUCUCCUAAAAAUAUCUCUCAACCUUCAACAUCUCAGAAGAAGCCUGAUAGAAAAAUUAGUGUUAGUACACUGAAUAUUCAGAUAGUUGGAUCAAAUAAAAAUAAAGGUGAUUCACUUUCAAAAGCCAUCCAAAUAGAAGACGAAGAUAGACAACCAACUACUCAGGAUAAAGACGAGGUAAAAGAAAGCACUGCUCAAAUUGUUUUGAUGACAAGUAAAAAAGAAACUGAGAAUGAUAACAAACAAGUUGAAUCAAAUAGUCCUUUAGAUAUAGGACAUAAAAUAGACAAUAGUAAGUCUGAACCAACAAUUAAGAAUAAUAAUGAAUCCAGUAUCAGUCAAAAAAAUAAUAUUGAUAACAGUAUUGAAGAAAACAAACAAGAAGUGAUUAUUCAAGAAUCAGAAGGACAGGAUAUAAGUAUCACAACUGAAAAUGAUAAAAUAAAUAUUCUAGAAGAAGUUAAUGAAGAUUGUAUUAUUAAAGAAAGUAAUGAAACUAGUCAAACAACUCUUGAGAAUCAAGAAAAUAUUAGUAAGAUCUCGAAUCCCAAUAAAAACCAAUGUGAAGUGGAUCAAAAUCAAAAUUUUAUUAUAAUAAGUGACACUCAACAAAUAACACCAGCCCAAGUCGAUUUAGAAUAUCGGAAUAAUGUACAAAAAAUAACUCAGGAGAGUGAAGAUUCAGAUAAACAAAAUAUUGAUAUUAUUAAAGAAAUUUCAUCUGAAGAGACAUCAGUUUUAAAUCACAAGGCAUCUGUACAAGUAGAUCUGCAAAAAACUGUUGAAAUGGGAGAUAGUCAAAGUGGAAUGAGCAAUUCAAACAUAACAAAAGAUGAAACUAUCCUAAACCAACAAAUACCAGAAAAUUUUGAAGAUAAAAAGCUUAAACCGUCUCCAAAAAAUGAGAAAGUAUCUGAAAAAAGAAAUGUGGAUAAGGAUAAAUUGCCAACUCCUAUAAAAGAUGUGGUAAUCCAAGAAAUUGAUGCGAUUGCAUUGGAAAAUACUAUAACAGAUUGUAGACAACCAGAGGCUAAGUUUGAACCAACACAAAUUACUUCUGUAUUAGAUGAAAAUGUAAAUGUGACACAGACAAGUGAUCAAAUUAAUUCUAUUGAAAAUAUCAAAGAAAAUGAUAACAAAAUAGUUGAAAAAAAUAAUGAUUCUAAAGGGGAAUCAAAAGAAAAUAUGCCUCCAACAGGAUUAAAGUCCAAAUCCUCUACUAAAAGACGCAGGAAAUCAAGAAAGAAGUUCCAACAAAAAGAUAAGAAAAGUAAUUUGAAGAAACAAGACUCCACAAGUACUACUGAAUCUAGCAGUGAUGCACCUGAAAAAGAGCAUUCAAAAAAUGAUAAUCAAACGAACGAGGAAACGCAAAGCGAUUUAGAGUCGUCAAAAGGUGCCUUAGCUGGCCAUAAACUUGGCAGAAAAAAGCCUUUGAAAAAGAACGAUAGUCAGAAAUAUACCAAAUAUAAGAAUAUGCCAAUUAGACAAGUUCCUGAUUCGCCAAUCGAUGAAAACCCUGAAAUUGUAUUUGAAGGUGAUAAGAAUAAGGAUAAAAACAAUAUAAUUUCCACAAAUGUAACGAAAAAAAAUCAAAUAACAAAAACCGAUACAGAAAUUGGGUUGUUGACACCUAAAGAAAAAGAUAGUAAUUUUUCCAAUGACACAGAUAACGUUUUAAAUACUAAACAAAAAGAGAUUAAACCAAUUAUCUCAACUAAGAUUCAAAUGGCUCAAAACAACCAGACUACAAUAACGCCUGGUAAAAAUAGACCUUCAAAAAUUCCGGUAAUAUCAAGACAAAAUUCGAUUUCAAAAGAGCCUAAAUCGCCUACUAACACAAGCGGAAGUAAGAUUCCAAUCAAAAUGCCAAGUCCUCCAAAAAGACUGAAGAAAAAAGAAACCACAUCUGAAGAACAUCGAAGUAAAUCUGAUGAGGAAACCAAACAACAGAUUCCACUUGAAGAAAGUACUGGGAGAAAUAACAGUUAUUCUGCUUUCAAUAAAACAGAUUCUUCUAAAUAUUUUAUUAAACAAUCCCGAAGUCUAUCUCCAAAAUUAGUUGGAACUGAGAAACCAAGUACUUCAAAACCUUUCGAUCAAAGGAGAAGUCUCUCAAGAAAAUCUUCAAUUAAGUCAAACAAAAGUGACGAUAUUCGAAAUCCUUUAAAUAGAAAAAUCGCUCAUAACUCUUUUAAGAGUUCUUUCGACUCUACAACAAGUUCUAAAAAAAUGUCGUACACAAAAAGUCUCGAUUACGACAGCGAAAGCUCUGUAUCUGACAGCAAUGUUGAGGAACUCCUAGAUCCUAGUACCGAUGAAGAUAUUGAUGAUUUCGAAGACGAUUUUGAGAAUAUAGAUGAAGAAGAACUGCAUAGUAAUUCGGAGGAGUACAGAAACUUUGACGAGCAAAAAACGAAAGUAGCUCAAGAACUCAACAUAGAUCUAACUCAAAUUAGCGACAGAGUCAAUCAAUUGACUUUGAAUCUUGAUAAUAAGGCUCAGAACUUUCAAUCUAUCGAAGAGACAUGCGAAUCGGAAGAAUAUGAGUCCGAGGAAGAAAUAGAAGUUGACGAAACUGAAAGCAGCAUUGAAGAACGAGAUGGAAGUUAUAUAGAUGAUGAGUUGGGCAAUGACGGUUCUGAGGGGAAUGAGUUUAAAGUGGAGAAAAAAGAGCCCACUGAAAUUGAAGUUAUGGAGAGACAGGCAAGAAGAUUUUUAGCAGAAGGACAAGUCCAGAACUACCAGCAAGCGGAGUUAGCAGUCAGUUUGAUGUCUCUAAAAUUCUCCGCUGAAGAAGCUUUGGAGGCGGCUCGUGACUGCAAUACUCUAGACACUGCCAUAUCUUUUUUACAGCAGGACUGUGAACUGUGCGCCGGGAAAUAUCCUGUAAAUAAUAUUGUAUCUAUGUUGAAGUGUACCCAUCGUUGCUGUCAAGAUUGUGCGAAAAACUACUUUACUGUACAAAUUACAGACAGAAGUAUUAUGGAUUGUAACUGUCCGUUUUGUAAGGCUCCAGAACUAAGUUAUAACAGUUCUGCGUCAGAAGAUGAUAUCUCCGAUUAUUUUGCGCAUCUGGACAUUUUACUAAAAGGAAUCUUGGAUCCCCCAGUGCACGAAUUAUUUCAGCAAAAAUUGCGAGAUAGAACACUAAUGCAAGAUCCCAAUUUUAAAUGGUGCGCGCAGUGUUCCUCUGGAUUUAUAGCUCAUCCAAAACAAAAAAGACUGCUCUGUCCAGAUUGCAAAUCAGUUACUUGUGCGAGCUGUAGGAGACCAUGGGAAAAGCAGCAUGAGGGCAUCACUUGCGAAAAGUUUGCUGAAUGGAAAGACGCGAAUGAUCCUGAAAAUCAAGCUACAGCUGUUGCUAAGCAUCUGGCUGAAAAUGGUAUUGAUUGUCCAAAAUGCAAGUUCAGGUAUUCUUUGGCAAAAGGAGGUUGUAUGCAUUUUACAUGUAUUCAAUGCAAACAUGAAUUUUGUUAUGGCUGUGGCAAACCAUUUAUGAUGGGUGCAAAAUGUGGAAUGAGCCAGUAUUGUGCCAAAUUGGGACUACACGCGCACCAUCCUAGAAACUGUCUAUUCUAUCUAAGAGAUAAAGAACCACAUGAUUUACAGAAACUUUUGAAGGAUAACAAAAUAACAUUUGAUACAGUCCUCCCGUCAGAAAAAGAAGAUAAUGCUAGUGCAGUACUAAAAUGUCCAGUACCAUUGCAGAAAGAAGCUCCAACAGGCCUAAUAGAUACAGUUUGUAAUAACGACGUAUUACAGGGUCAAGCAGGGUUGUGCAGAAUGCAUUACAUAGAAUAUUUAUGUUUUCUUAUAAGAAGAAACAAAAUCGAAACAUUAGAAAUUCUGCAGGAGGAUGACUUAGAAACACUUGUUAGACGCGCCUCUAAAAAAUUGCCCCCAAACGCGUAUGGCACCCCUAAGAGAAUGUACAAGUUUAGACUUAAGCAGGUAUUUAAGUGGCGUGGUUUAAAGGCUAGAAUAAUUCUUUUUUGUGCGUGUUGUCAUUUUUGUUUGUUAUUUGUAAUUAACUUUUGCCUGGAUAGACAAAAUAAUACCUUUCGAUACCCUUUAAACCACACCAUUAACUUCCAACAUUCUAACUAACCAUUUCCUUUUUGUUUGUGUGUGAUAGGCAACACUAUGUGGAAUACUUAGUGGGCCUCAUUGGAAAACACAAGUUGGAUCCAAUCUUAAUUCUGGAUUUGAAUGAAGUGUAUCAGGAGUUCAGAAGAAGAGGAAAAGAAUUGCCGGAAAGAGGACCUUGGUGUGAUGACAAACAAUAUUGGGAUAUGUGUGUUAAGGUAUGUCAAAGAGAGACAUAUUAAUAUACGGGUUUAAUAACAAUGCCCACUAAGUAUUUUUUCAUGUAGUGUUGUUUUAUAAUAUUUUGUUUUGUAACUUUUCAUAUUAAAAAUUAAUUAGAUCAUCUAUACAAAUAGGUAAUUUACAUUUUUAGAUUGUUAUGGAACAAAUACCUUUGGAAUGAAACAAAUAUAUGCCUCAGAUUGAGAAAGAAGCAGCAUAUCUAUGUACUGAUGGACAAGAUUCCUAUGUAUUGAUUAGGAAAUGAUAGAAAGUUAUGAAGUACCUAAAAGAGUACAGAGGAGUGCAAUAUUUAAUAACUACCAGCAAUAUUUAAAAUAUAAAAUGUUUGUAUUAUUUAACUAAUAUCCUUCCAAUUUUCAUAGUUAAAAUAAAGUAAAAACUUUCCCUGAA
Messenger RNA from Sitophilus oryzae (rice weevil), 8786 nucleotides. RefSeq lists its product as uncharacterized. Gene Ontology annotation, molecular function: zinc ion binding; ubiquitin protein ligase activity; K48-linked polyubiquitin modification-dependent protein binding. Gene Ontology annotation, biological process: protein linear polyubiquitination. The record is from RefSeq and is a predicted model, not a curated record. The coding region runs from base 93 to 8174 and encodes 2693 amino acids. Gene Ontology annotation, cellular component: LUBAC complex. The transcript is spliced from 25 exons. Lineage: Eukaryota; Metazoa; Arthropoda; Insecta; Coleoptera; Curculionidae.